Molecule: messenger RNA, 2085 nt
Organism: Aspergillus thermomutatus
Lineage: Eukaryota; Fungi; Ascomycota; Eurotiomycetes; Eurotiales; Aspergillaceae
Product: dynamin-like protein
Exons: 7
Coding region: 1-2085 (694 amino acids)
Cellular component (GO): microtubule; membrane; cytoplasm
Molecular function (GO): GTP binding; GTPase activity; microtubule binding
Source: RefSeq, a predicted model, not a curated record
AUGGGCAAAAUCGACAGCCUAAUGCUGUCAGACAUUGAUGGCUUCGACACAGAAGGACGCGUACGCCUCCUCGAGAUAAUCGACAGGCUACGCGAGCUAGGGAUCAGCGAGAGCGUUUCCCUUCCCCAGCUAGUCGUUGUCGGCGAUCAAUCCAGUGGAAAAUCCUCUCUCCUAGAGGGCAUCACAGGCUUCUGCUUCCCCGUGGCCAGCGACUUGUGUACUCGGUUCGUAACACAGAUUGUCCUUAUUCGAGCCGCGGGGAGCGAGGCAGGAGUUCGAAUUACAAUCAUACCCGGUCCAACAGCUCAGAUGAAUGAUGAGUACAAGGCACAUCUCUUAGGAUUCGAGAGGAAGAUGGCAGAAGACGAUUUUAGGAGUGAUGACUUGAGGCAGAUCUUCAAUGAGGCUGCAAAACGCAUGGGCGUCCCGGGCCCUGAUACCGAGGACCUGAAGAACAUGGCCAAGCGAUUUUCUGAUGACAUUCUGAGAAUCGAGAUUUCUGGUCCUCACCAUCGAAACUUGAGUGUGGUGGAUGUGCCUGGCUUGUUCCACAACCCCACGGCCUACCAGACGGAAGAAGAUCGCGAGACCAUUCGCAAGCUGAUUAAAAGCUACCUCAACGAUAAACGAACCAUUAUCCUGGCAGUGAUGGAUGCGAGAAACAAUUUUGCCAAUCAAGAAGUAUUCUCUAUGGCUCAGGCCGCAGAUCCUGCUGGGGCUCGCACAGUCGGAAUCAUUACCAAAUGCGACGCCUUGGAGCCUGGCGAUGAGGGCAGGGUUUUGAAAAUCGCUAGAAACGAAGAAGAAAGACUGACUCACGGUUGGUUUGCCGUCCGAAACCGCUCAACAAAAGAUAUCAACGAAGGUAUGACGAUUGAGGGCCGCCACAAACGGGAACAGGAAUUCUUUUCCACCGAAGCGCCAUGGAACACUCUUAGACCGGACAGAGUUGGGAUUAAACCGCUGAAGGCUUUCCUGGGACAACUUCUGUAUGCACAUAUCCGUGGAGAGUUUCCCGGUGUCGUGAAAGACAUCGAAGAAUUCUCGCGAGACGCGCGGGAGGAGUUGGAACUGCUUGGCCCUUCGCGGCAAACAGCUCUAGAUCAGCGACGCUAUUUGACUCAAAUCGCCACCAAAUAUGAACGGGACGUGUCGAAUGCGCUCAGUGGGAACUAUGAUUCUAGUUUAGAUGCGAACAGUAUUUUGAAGCUGAGAAUGCACAUCAGGAAUUUCAACGAUGAAUUUGCCGAGACGAUGGCCCGUGAUGGCCAUACUUGGAUUUUUCAGAAUCCUGACGGCCAACGAGACGAAGAGUACGAACGCUCUGAGCGAGCUGAGGACAACAUAUAUGAAUGGAUCCGGAAAUUAUAUCACGAUUCACGGGGUGCUGAGCUGCCCGGUAUGGUGAAUCCCAGCGUUCUUGAAUCUAUGUUCCGGCAGCAAACCGUGGAGUGGGAGCCAAUCGCUACCAAAUAUAUCGACAAGGUAGCUAGAGCCGUUGAUGAUUUCAAUCAGAUAAUUUUCGACAAACUGAUCGGCGACGACGUGGUCAGAGACCAUCUCGGGGCACGUCUCCGUGAGCAAAACCGGGAAGCCGUCAAUCGUGCAGCUGAUGAAUUGGACAGUCUACUACAGGGUGAGAGGGGCGGUGUUUUGCAGACAGUCAACCGCUAUUUCGCUGAGACGCUGUCCAACAUUCGUCAAGAGCGCACUUUCGUACGUCUCAAAAAGAGGGGCUUGCACGAGGGCAUUUUAUACUCUCUCAAGCAAGUCGUGGAUAUGGUUCACAUUAGCAACGAGGAUCAAGCUGUUGACAAUAUCCACGAUAUUCUCAAGGCGUACUACAAGGUCGCUCGAAAAAGAUUUACAGACAACAUCAUUGUCCAGGUAGCCGAACGUCACCUCCUUGGGGUCAAUGGACCCGUGAGGACGCUGUCACCUGAAUUUGUUCUGAAUCUUGAGGAUAGCGAGCUCUUGCAUAUAGCCGGUGAAAGCUACGUGACGUCGAGCAAGCGAAAUGAGUUGUCUUCCAAAGUGGAUCGAUUCCAGAAAGCUUUGCAAAUUGCGAAGUCAGCCAAUAUCUAG